AUGUCCAACCCAAUAGAGGGCACGGAAAACUCACAAAAUACCAGCUCAUCAAGAUUUUUGAGGAAUGUACAACGGUUGGCCUUGAACAAUGUAACAAAUACAACAAUUCAGAAGAAUAAUACCAAUCCUUCUUCUCUAACAAAUUUCAAAUCUACGCUGAGCUCUGCAAAGAAGGAAGGAAGCAGGAUUCCCCAGUUUACUAGAGACACCGUACCCAGACCAACAGCCGCACUAGAGGAAAAAGGUAUUCUGACAAAUAAUAGCAUAAAUCAACUGGCCAACAGUAAUCCUUCGGAUAAUAAAGAAAACCAGGAUCCAAGUGCUAAAAAAUUUGGCACAUUAGCCUCUAUAAAGGAGGGAAGAACGGAAGUGCCUGAAGAAAGAAGUGUACAGGAAUCCUCUUCCGCCAAGGAAAUAAUCCAGCAUGAUUCCUCAAAAAGCACUGAGCCCGGAACUAUUAUCGUUAAUAAAGCGGUCGAAAAUGAAAAACUUCAUCCAGCCGGAGGUCAACUCGAACUUAGAAGUAAGGAAACUGAAAAUGAUAGUGGGAAGAAAAGACCAAUUUCUACAAUCGUUGAGCAAGACUUACCUAAAAAAUUCAAGGUGUGUGAUGAAAAUGGUAAAGAAGAAUAUGAGUGGGAAGAUUUAGAUGCAGAAGACGUGAAUGAUCCUUUCAUGGUCAGCGAAUACGUCGAUAGUAUAUUCGAGUAUCUUCAUCAACUAGAAGUUAUCACUCUACCCAAGAAGGAAGAUCUCUACCAGCACAGAAAUAUUCAUCAAAACCGAGAUAUCCUAGUUAAUUGGUUGGUCAAAAUUCACAACAAAUUUGGCUUGUUACCGGAGACUUUGUAUCUUGCCAUUAACAUAAUGGACAGGUUUUUAUGUAAAGAAUUAGUUCAAUUGGACAAACUACAACUAGUUGGUACUUCAUGCCUUUUUAUUGCCUCUAAAUAUGAGGAGGUAUAUUCUCCUAGUAUAAAGCAUUUUGCCUCAGAAACAGACGGUGCAUGUACGGAAGAUGAAAUUAAAGAAGGUGAAAAAUUCAUUUUAAAGACAUUAAAGUUUAACUUGAAUUAUCCCAAUCCGAUGAAUUUCCUGAGAAGAAUUUCCAAGGCAGACGACUACGAUAUACAGUCUCGAACACUUGCCAAAUUCUUAUUGGAAAUAUCAUUGGUAGAUUUUAGAUUCAUUGGAGUAUUACCUUCAUUAUGCGCGGCCGCUGCUAUGUUUAUGUCGAGAAAAAUGCUAGGAAAGGGUAAAUGGGACGGUAAUCUGAUACACUAUAGUGGGGGAUAUACUAAAGGAGAACUUGCUCCCGUUUGCCACAUGAUAAUGGAUUAUUUGGUGAGUCCAAUAGUCCACGACGAAUUUCACAGAAAAUAUCAAUCCAGAAGGUUCAUGAAGGCCUCCAUAAUUUCCGUUCAAUGGGCUUUGAAGGUUAGAAAAAACGGCUACGAUAUAAUGACUUUGCAUGAAUGA
Molecule: messenger RNA, 1479 nt
Organism: Saccharomyces kudriavzevii IFO 1802
Lineage: Eukaryota; Fungi; Ascomycota; Saccharomycetes; Saccharomycetales; Saccharomycetaceae
Gene: CLB2
Product: B-type cyclin CLB2
Exons: 1
Coding region: 1-1479 (492 amino acids)
Biological process (GO): G2/M transition of mitotic cell cycle; regulation of cyclin-dependent protein serine/threonine kinase activity
Cellular component (GO): nucleus; centrosome; cyclin-dependent protein kinase holoenzyme complex
Molecular function (GO): cyclin-dependent protein serine/threonine kinase regulator activity
Source: RefSeq, a predicted model, not a curated record